Aspergillus calidoustus is the source of this 519-nucleotide messenger RNA. NCBI's taxonomy places the organism in Eukaryota, Fungi, Ascomycota, Eurotiomycetes, Eurotiales, Aspergillaceae. The record is from the annotation of a GenBank genome assembly.
AUGCGCUUCCAACAAACUCUCACCCUCCUCCCCUUCCUAGUCGCGCCCCUCGUCCGCGCCGACUGUCAACUCGGCAACGUGAUAACGGACGACGAGAAGACCGUCGAAUCCGAAGGGGCCCUCUGCAAGCCCCAAGGCGAAGGCUACUACACCUUCGCAAUGCAAAACAGCCUCGUCGGAGUACCCACCUUCGACGGCGACAACGCCUUUGCCGGCGUAACGGGCUCGAGCGCAUUCAUCAUCUACGACAACGCGUGCAACCGCGUCGGCGUGUAUGGCCCCUCGAACGAGGACAACGAUUGCGGGAUCCCUUAUGUUAUUAUGGAGAAUUGGCUGCCGUAUGUUCUUACGGUUACACAGGUAAAUUUUGCAGUGGGAGGGGGGGAUUUCACGUUUAGUUAUGCGAAUGGGGAGUAUAUGAUUGGGGAGAAUCAGGCGACGUGUGAGGAUAUUAGUGAGGGGCUGCGUGGGGUUGAGGCGUGCAAGACUGCCUUCCCGCUCAAUGGGGAGCCGGAAUAG